This is a messenger RNA of Labeo rohita (rohu), 9735 nucleotides long. It is a transcript of the gene adgrg2a, whose product is annotated as adhesion G protein-coupled receptor G2a. NCBI's taxonomy places the organism in Eukaryota, Metazoa, Chordata, Actinopteri, Cypriniformes, Cyprinidae. The transcript is spliced from 37 exons. Gene Ontology annotation, molecular function: G protein-coupled receptor activity. The record is from RefSeq and is a predicted model, not a curated record. The coding region runs from base 264 to 9695 and encodes 3143 amino acids. Gene Ontology annotation, biological process: cell surface receptor signaling pathway; adenylate cyclase-activating G protein-coupled receptor signaling pathway. Gene Ontology annotation, cellular component: membrane.
UUUAACUUUAUCCUGUUUUGAAACUGCAUUGCGUUCUUGUUUUUCCUUACCUGUUAAUUCGUGACAGUUGUAAACCGAAGCACAGGUCGACCAGCACUGGGAUUUAUUUCACGUGGAGCAGUUUGGAUGGAGUUAAGAGCGGUGACAGAGCCGCGAAUUUAGGAUGUCUUCAGGCGCAUCUCGACGGCAGCGACGACACCAGGCAGACAAAUAUAUUUCCUGGAAAGACAGACAGAUAAACCAAUGUAUGGGGUCUUUUGAGGAUGCUUUACAAGCACAGCAAGCACCUGAGUGGACGAUACAAGAAGUCCGCACAUCACUUCGUCUGGCUCCUCUGUCUUUGGGUUAACCUUCUCCCUCAAGUGGAUGGCUUCUUUAUGUCAGACGCUAAGGCCGUCCUGCAAGGGUGUGAUGACCACUGGACUUUACAAGAGCAGGGGCGUAUGCCUGUGCUCUUUCAAACGACGGUAUGCGUGGACGUACAAGUCCUUUCCCCAGGCGAGUGGACAGCAUUUAGCUACGUCUCGGCCCCUGCACCCCGCUAUGAACUUGCCCUGCAGGGGGAUGCAAACAACCUGUACGCCUGGCUCUUGGGUGUACGCCACCAGUUCACUGUCCAGCUGACCGCUCGUCGCUGGUACCACAUAUGUCUACGGUGGGACGCCCCUCACAAAAGCUUCAGCCUGACGAUAGGUGACAACUCGGAAGUAUACCAGCGGACCGCCAUUGCCCGAGCAAUCCCUCCUUCAGGACGCCUUCUGCUGGGAUGCCAAGCAAGCGAAGCCUCCCCUGGGGCGAAAUUGGCCACCGUGGAGCUCUACCUGUUCCGCAUAUGGGACGAUGUUGGAGAGCACAGGGCCUGUGAGGAUGGGACGGUAAUUGGCUGGGACUCACGACUCUGGGCCGUCACACGAGCCCAGGCUAGAGUCAAAGAUUAUACGUUGCAAUGCGGUAUAGGGCAUCUGCGUAAGAAACGCAGUAUAGACGGAACAACAGUCCUAUCCACAUCCCAAGGACCAGCCAGCACCCGAGAGUUUGCCUCGACAUCUAGUCCACUCUACUCGAUGUUAUCUUCCAUAAUUAGCAGUACACAGAAAACCACCACCCAAGGAGAGGACUUAAAGUCCUCAAGUCAUAUCGUAAGCACACCCUCUGCUUCAACCUCACAAGCCACAACCACAUCAAAACCUGAAGGACUCACUUCAACAACAUCCACGUCUUCAAUUACUCCCAUUGCAUCAACAGAAAUUCCCCUCAUAUCAGCUACCACAUCAAACACUAUCACACCAGCGCUGACUGGUUCAGCUGUUAGUAACACAAAUACCGUGCCAAAUGCUAGUGAAUUAAUCACGUCGCCUCCAACUCCAGCCUCACCUACAUCUUACAUAACCACUCAGACUACCCAGAGCAUGUCAAUAUCUGCCCAGACACUUUCAAGCAAUCACAUAACUUUCAAAACAACAGUCAAUCAUAUGACAGCGAGCUCUUCCGCUGCACCAACUGUCAUGACUCAAGUAACCAAUCAGACAGCGGUUCUACGAACAACGACGUCCAAUGUAUUAUUCACAGACUCAUUCGUGGUACAGUGUAACUUUUCCCAGUACUGCGCUAAUGAAUCAUCAUACUACUGGAUGCUUGUGGAAGUGAAUGGCUCUGAUAUGACAGAGGAAGAGAUUCAAAUUUGGUUUUCAGAUCUCUUUAAUAAAAGCACCUGCUCUGCUGGAGUUUCGACAACAGGAAUGGAUACUACAUCAUGCCAAACUGACAUAGUCUUUGCGACUGCUGAAGUUAGAUGUGAUGCCAAGCAGAACAUCCAGAGGACAAACUGCACUGUGCUGCUCCAGCUGAGCCAACCUGUGAAUACGUGCAUCCUCCGAAGGCUGUUGCAAAAUAGUAUUAUAAACCAAUCGAUCCAGAUUCAGCUUAUGGGAGAUGUUGAAAGAGUGGGCAAAGGCCUGUGCCCAGAGCAGAAUAUUUCACCCCCUGGAGGUGAUUUUGUGCACUGCACAUCUUCAAUGUCUUAUGAUGAUGUCUGCAACACCCAGGGGCCUGUCAGCGUCACAUGUUCUUAUAAGGAAAAUGGCUUUGUUCCUAACGACUUGGUUGCUAUUCAGUCCUGUGAAGUUGAGAACCAACAAUAUUGUGAGUGUCACGUGUCCACCAACAGCGAGACAUAUUAUGCUGUUCGUCUAAAUAUUACAAGCCCAGAUGUGAAUUUCAUCUACAUUCAGAACAUGGCAGUACAGUUGAGCACUCCCUGCAGCGACUCCAGUAUGCAAGGGUCUCUGUGUAAUUCUUUUAAUGAAGUAUCCACGUUGUAUCAGGGAAUGCACUUGGAAUGUUUUGGUGAAGGAACAAGGAUCUACACGUGUAUGUUAACUCUGCAGCUGUCAAAACAGCUGGAUGUGUGUACUGUUCGUACUGCUAUUGCCGUUCUUUUGAAGGGCAGUACCAACAUUACACCUGAUGGACCUGUCAGUCGAAUAGCCAUAUGUCAUUUACCCACUGAUUCGAAUACCAUUCCUUUGAACUCAACAUUCACUUGGAUGUCAGUAAACGUCAGUUCCAGUCACAUUGAUGACAUCAAAAACUAUUUGAAAUGUGCACAGGGUGAGACAUUUGCUGUUAUUUUAAAUGAGAGCUGUGAAGUCUCGUCUUCUGAGGCCUACGUAACUCAAGCUGUCCCUCCAAUAACAAGUGUUGAGAGCAGUGCUAAUUCCCCAAGCAUCCCGUCUCCAUCUGUAACUACAAAUUGGCUACUGACCAACCAAACCUACACUUCAGUCAGACCAUCAGUCACAAACAAUUCUAAUACACCACUCAAUUCAACAGCUCUAACAUUCAACAGUACAGUCAAUCAAACAAACAAUGUGUCACAUUAUACAGCAAGUCUGCCCCUCAGUUCAACAAGAAGUACAUCACAAAACAUAACAACUACAACGGUCAGUACAACACAUAAAACAUCUAAUGUAACACCUCAAGCGGUCAAUACAACAGCUACAACACACAAUACGACAACCUCAACAGGUACAUCAAACAGUAUACCACCAUCAUCGGUCAGUACAGUAAAUAUGACACACAAUAUAACAAUCCCAACAGUCAGCACACUGGGUAUAACGCACAAUAUAACAACCUCGCCAGUUAGUACAACAGGUACAUCAAACAGUAUACCAACAUCAUCGGUCAGUACAACAAAUAUGACACACAAUAUAACAAUCCCAACAGUCAGCACAUUGGGUAUAACGCACAAUAUAACAACCUCGCCAGUUAGUACAACAGGUACAUCAAACAGUAUACCACCAUCAUCGGUCAGUACAGUAAAUAUGACACACAAUAUAACAAUCCCAACAGUCAGCACACUGGGUAUAACGCACAAUAUAACAACCUCGCCAGUUAGUACAACAGGUACAUCAAACAGUAUACCAACAUCAUCGGUCAGUACAACAAAUAUGACACACAAUUCAACAACCCCACCAGUCAGCACAACAGCUACACCAUAUAGUAUAUCAAUCUUAGCAGUCAAUACAACAAAUACAACACACGAUAUAAUAACCCCAAUAGUUGGCCCAACAAGUACACCAUACAAUAUAACCUCACCAGUCAAAAUAACACUCAAUAAAACAACCUCAGUGGAGAGUACAACAAACACAACACUUAAUGAAACAACCCCACUGGGCAAUACAGUAGAUAUAAUAGACAAUACAACAACUUCAAUGGUCAGUACAACACAUGAUGCAACAACUCAAACGAUCGACACAUUACAUACAACAGACAAAAUAACAACCUCAGUGGUCAGUACAGAACACACAACAAUUGAUGUAACAGCUCAAUCGGUUGAUACAAAGGAUACAACAAACAAUAUAAUGACUUCAGUGGUCACUACAACACAUAAAACAUCUAAUGUAACACCUCAAGCGGUCAAUACAACAGCUACAACACACAAUACAACAACCUCAACAGGUACAUCAAACAGUAUACCAACAUCAUCGGUCAGUACAACAAAUAUGACACACAAUUCAACAACCCCACCAGUCAGCACAACAGCUACACCAUACAGUAUAUCAAUCUUAGCAGUCAAUACAACAAAUACGACACACGAUAUAAUAACCCCAACAGUUGGCCCAACAAGUACACCAUACAAUAUAACCUCACCAGUCAAAAUAACACUCAAUAAAACAACCUCAGUGGAGAGUACAACAGACACAACACUUAAUGAAACAACCCCACUGGGCAAUACAGUAGAUGUAAUAGACAAUACACCGACUUCAAUGGUCAGUACAACACAUGAUGCAACAACUCAAACGAUCAAUACAUUACAUACAACAGACAAAAUAACAACCUCAGUGGUCAGUACAAAACACACAACAAUUGAUGUAACAGCUCAAUCGGUUGAUACAAAAGAUACAACAAACAAUAUAAUGACUUCAGUGGUCAAUACAACAUAUAAAACAUCCAAUGUAACACCUCAAACAGAGAAUACAGCAGUUACAACAAACAAUGUAACAACCUCACCUGUCAGUACAACAGAUAAAACAUCCAAUGUAACCCCUCAAAUGGAGAAUACAGCGGUUACAACACAUGAUGUAACAACCUCACCUGUCAGUACAACAGAUAAAACAUCCAGUGUAACCCCUCGAACGGAGAAUACAGCAGUUACAACACACAUUGUAACAACCUCAACUGUCAGUACAACAGAUAAAACAUCCAAUCUAAGACCUCAAUCGGAGAAUACAGCAGUUACAACACACAAUGUAACAACCUCACCUGUCAGUACAACAGAUAAAACAUCCAAUGUAACCCCUCAAAUGGAGAAUACAGCAGUUACAACACACAUUGUAACAACCUCACCUGUCAGUACAACAGAUAAAACAUCCAAUGUAAGACCUCAAUCGGAGAAUACAGCAGUUACAACACACGAUGUAACAACCUCACCUGUCAGUACAACAGAUAAAACAUCCAAUGUAAGACCUCAAUCGGAGAAUACAGCAGUUACAACACACGAUGUAACAACCUCACCUGUCAGUACAACAGAUAAAACAUCCAAUGUAACCCCUCAAAUGGAGAAUACAGCAGUUACAACACACAUUGUAACAACCUCACCUGUCAGUACAACAGAUAAAACAUCCAAUGUAACCCCUCAAAUGGAGAAUACAGCAGUUACAACACACAUUGUAACAAACUCACCUGUCAGUACAACAGAUAAAACAUCCAAUUUAACAACUCAACCGGUCAAAACAGCAGUUACAACACACAAUAUAACAACCUCAGUGGUCAGUGAAACACAUACAACACUCAGUGUAGCAACGCAACCUGUGAAUACAGCAAGUACGCCACACAAUACAACAACCUCACCUGCCAAAACAACAGCUACAUCAAACUUCAAUGUAACUGCUCAAUUGGCCAAUACAGAUGACAAUAUAACAACCUCAGUGGUCAAUACAACACAUACAACACUUAGUGUAGCAACUCACCCAGUCAGUACAGCAAGUACACCACACAAUAUAACAAUCCAACCUGUCAGUAUAACAGCUAUAUCAAACAAUACAAACUCACAAGUUAAAACAACAGGUACAGGCUCGACACUCAGCGUAACAACCUCACCUGUCAGUACAAGAGACACAACACUCAAUAUAACAAGUUCGCCUCUGCAAACAACAGGUACGCCACACAAUUUAGCAACCUCACCAAUCAAUACAACAUUAUUGGAUAAUACAACAUCUAAAAUAACAACCACACUAGAUAACACAACAGGUACCUCAGACAAUAUACCAACAUCACUGGUCAGUACAACAAAUAAGACGCACAAUAUAACAACCUCACCAGUCAGCACAACACAAACGCCCGCCAAUUUAACAACCUCACUGAGCCAUACAACAGAUACAGCAGGUGCACCACACAAUAUAACAACCUCAGUGGUCAGUACAACAGAUACAACACACAAUAUAUCAACCUCACCAGUCAACACAACAGCUACACUACACAAUACACCACAAUUACUGGAUAGUACAACAAAUACAACACCUAAUAUAACAACCACACCAGAGAGCACAACAGGUGGACGAAAUAUAACAACCCCACCGGUCAAUACAACAGUUACAGUACACAAUUUAACAUAUUCACCAGCCAAUACAACAGUCACACCACUCAACCAAACUGUCACAAGACUUAAUUCAACAACCCCUCCGGUCAGUACAACAGCCACAUCACAUGACACAACUAAUGCGAUAGUCACAACAUUUGAUAACACUACAACUCUCGGCACAUUUACCAGUCCACUUAAUAUAACAGAUAUGCCACUCAAUACAACAGCCAUACAAUCUUCUGAGGUGGCAACAACAACACCACCCAAUACAACGGCACAGAUAAGUGAAACUACAACAAUUGAAACAAUAAAUGCAACAGUCACAAGUCACUUUACUACUGCCAUGCCACUCAACUCAACAGUCACACCAUUCAGUACAACAGUAACACUUCCAAACUCAACUUUCAAAUCUGUAAUUGUUGAAAAUGCGACCGAGUCUAACACAAAUAGAUCUCAAAUCUCUGAUGCAGAGUCUAACACGACCACAACCUUUCUGCCAAAUACAACACUGCUUAACUUGACAACACCAUCACAAAGCACAUUACACCUAAAUGCAACAACACCCCCAUUAAAUACUACACAACACACCACCCUAUUUAUGACACAUUUAAACACCACAGGUCAAGAUAACACAACAACGUUUAACACUACAUUAUUCACUCACAAUGUAACAUCUCUCAUAGAAAAUAGUACAGAUUUAGCACCAUUUAAUGUGACAGACUUUAAUGUAACACUUAAAAGUACUCACAACCUCAACAACACAACAUAUCUAAAUGUGAGCUCUUCUGUCUUAAAUACCACAACACAAUACCCACAUGUUACACAAUAUAACUCAACCACUCAAUUUGAAGAUUCAACACCCUCAAAUAAUACAGCCCUUCCCCACUCUACAGAAUCACCAAGUAAUGUACAUGAAUCAAACACAACUGAAUUCAGUACAACAGCCAUUCCUUAUUACACAACACAACUUCUGAAUGAUUCAACACUUGAGACCACAAAUGCUGCCAAUGAUAGCACUACAAAUACACCAGAAUUCAACACUACAGUGUAUUCAUUUAACUUCACAACUUUUAAUACAACUGAUGUAACUUAUUCCAACAUAACAGACACACCGUUCAAUGCAACCGCCUUUACAUUGAACUCAACCUUGUUUAACACAACAGAUGCGCCACUGAAUUUGACCAGUAGGAUUUAUGCCAAUCACAGCAUUAACACAACAGAGACUUUCAAUAACACAUUAGAAUUUAACACAACUGUAAGCCCUGAAGUUAAUACAACACAGAUACAUACAACAACAGAACAUAUCACCAGUGGGCCAACCAACUCCACUUCAGAGCCUGUCACAACAGUUAGUCUCCCUAACACAACACAGUCAAAUGGCACAACAGAAAACACCUUUACUGAAAAUACAAUCACGAACACAACUACAAGCAAUCCAAUUAGCAUUCCAAACAACAUAACAACAAAUACUACCGCUAUUAGCACUGUAACAAAUAGCAGUACAGCUCCCACAACUGCUCCAUCAGCAAUACAGCCAAGCUCUCCUCAGAACAGCUCCACUUCCACAACAGAAGCUUCAAUUGUUGCUACAACUUCAACGACUAGUAGAAGCAACACAACGACAGUCACUACGACUCCUGCCGUUUCAACUGUGUCAACAACACCUACCACUACAAUGGCAACCACUUCAGAGACAACAACUAAAAGCCCAGACGCAGUGGCUAGCAGUCUUCUGAAUCAAACACAGAAUGUGGGAUCUUUAAACUCAACUGAGGUGAAUCAGCUGGUCAACCAGCUAGAGAAUCUUAUUUCUGCACCCAACAUUAGUGUGGAUCUAGGCCGAACAGUGCUGUCCGUCAUCAACAACUUUUUAAACAGCUCUUCAGCUGCUCUGGCUGACUCCUCUAACCGAUUAAUCAAAGCUGUGGACAGUUUGGCUCUGAAACUUGUGAUUCGGGACCAGACUGAGAACAUUGCAUUUGAUUCACUCGCUUUGACCGUGACCAAAGUUGAUGGGAGCAACUUUCGGACAACAUCACUCUCAAUUGCAGAUCCGUCAAACCCACAGAUCACAAAAGGACUUCAAAGACAAGUCAGGGCAGUGGAAAGUUCCACCCCCUUGGCCAAAAUAACACUACCUGCAUCUCUGACAGAGAGCCUCAGUAUGGAAGAAAAGAAGAUGGCCUCUAGAGUCCAGUUCACCUUCUUUCAGAAAAGCACAUUUUUUCAGGAUAAAACCCUGAGUCAACAGGAGCUGAACAGCCACAUUCUGGGCUCUAGUGUGGCUAACCUGUCAAUCAAAAACCUGAGGGAGAAUGUUGAGUUUACUCUGAGGAAUAAGAAGCCUGUGGGGAACCUUAAUGCUUCCUGUGUUUUCUGGGACUUUGACAAAAACGGAGGUUCAGGAGGCUGGAAUCGCAACGGCUGCUAUGUCAAGAAUAGCAGCACUGAGAAUGAAACCGUUUGCAGCUGCAAUCACCUGACAAGCUUUGCUGUACUACUGGACAUUAGCCAGGAAGGCAUAAAAGACCGUACACAGGCCACCAUCCUUACCUUCAUCACUUACAUCGGAUGUGGGGUGUCUGCCAUCUUCCUUUCGGUUACUCUGCUCACCUAUCUCGCGUUUGAAAAAAUCCGCCACGACAUCCCUUCGAAGAUCUUGAUCCAUUUGUGUUUUGCCCUGCUCUUUCUCAACCUGGCGUUCUUGUUGGACUCGUGGCUGGCGCUGUACACAGAUGCUGUGGGUCUGUGCAUUUCCACAGCCUUCUUCCUGCACUACUUCCUGUUGGUCUCCUUCACCUGGAUGGGGCUGGAGGCUCUGCAUAUGUACCUGGCCAUCGUCAAAGUCUUCAACAACUUCAUGUCCAAAUACAUGCUAAAGUUCUCCCUGAUUGGCUGGGGAAUCCCUUUGGUUGUCGUCAUUAUUGUGAUUGCGAUAAGCAAAGACAACUAUGGCCUCAUAAGCUAUGGAAAUUUUUCUGAUGGAACUACAGAUGAUUUUUGUUGGCUGAAGAAUAAAAUAGCAUUCUACGUGGCUGUUGUGGCGUACUUCUGCGUCAUAUUUGUGUGGAACCUGGGUAUGUUUGUGGUUGUGAUGAUCCAUCUGAGACGAAUCAAGCAGCGAAACCCUCACAAUAAUCAGUACCGCAGCAGUGUGCAAGACCUUCGUAGCAUUGCAGGACUGACUUUCCUGCUCGGUCUUACAUGGGGCUUUGCCUUCUUCGCCUGGGGACCUGUCAACUUGGCCUUUAUGUACCUGUUUGCCAUCUUCAAUUCCCUACAGGGAUUUUUCAUUUUUAUUUUCCACUGCGCACUGAAGGAAAAUGUCCGUAAACAGUGGAGAAUGUACCUCUGCUGUGGCAGUUUACGACUGGCUGAAAAUUCAGAGUGGAGUCGGACACAGAGCAACCACACUAAAAAGACUUCGAUUAUGACGGCAGAUUCGGGGUCCAACAGUGUACCGCGAAGCUCAGUGAGCAGCGACGACUCAGUGCCGUCCCAAGGCAUCGGCUCACCGUUGGACGACAGUGCGAUCAUGUCAGAGGAAGCAAAUGACGACGUGAUCUUCAACGAGAUGAACAGUCAAACCCGUUCACGACUCAGAUCUGAAUAGUUUUUAGGGAGGAUUAUAAACCCAGACAGGACAAUAGGUG